UUCCACAGCAAUUAUAUAGCGAGCUAAGUCAAACUCCUUUCCGUCCUAUGACUUUAAUGCCAAGUACUUUAAAAAAUAAAAUGAUACUGGUAAUGCCAACACAAAGUGCAAAUCAGGAUAUCAGUCAUAAUGGAGUAGGUGGAUAGAUUACUGGAUAUAUUGAAGACAUACGGUAAUAAUAUAAUGCUUUUAUCAUGAUUGACCAUUAGACAAAACUGAAAUCACCAAUACUGAAAUAAAUUAUAACAUAAUUUUGAAUUCCACCUAACUAAACAAUAGAUAGCUUAGACAACAAUAAAUCAAGAUAAAAAGAACUAGCGAAAUUGGCUCUCGGAUAUUGCAAUAAUGAUCUUCGUCUCGUUGGUAAAUGUUCCUACUUGUAUGUAUGUAUACGUAUCACUUUUACGAAAAUAAUGGUUUUGAUUUCAAUGCUAAGCCAAUUGAUUAAUCAAUAUAUGUUUAAAAAAUUGUGGUGUUGCACAUAACUUCUGUGAGAUGUUACGCAUAUACCAGCUAUAUUAAUUUCUCAUCGCUUACUUUAACCCGUUUAAACUCCAACUUAAAAAACUGUUUAAGAAUAAAAAAUCAAAACAUACAUAGAAUUAAAAAAAAAAAUAGAAGAAGAUGAAACGUUAUCUUCAAAUUUACUGAAGCUCUAAUACCCUUCACAGGGGCAUUUAUUUAGCAUAUAAGAGUAUAAAAAGAUCUUUAACGUUUCGUUAACCGAUCAGUUUGUAUGGCAGCUAUACUGUAUAGUGGUCGGAUCUGAUAUAUUCGUAGAUUGUAGUGGUAACUUGGGCUAUAACAGCUCAAUGACCUCUUUGUUUACAUUUUAUGGGGUCAAUAACCCUUUUGUUUACCUUUAACCAAGUCAAUAACUUUUGUUUGCAUUUAGCUAAGACAUCUACAUUAGUUAACUUUUAAUUAAAUUUAAGGCAACGACCUUUUUGUUUACAUUUUAUGAGGUCAAUGCCUUCCUUGUAAAUUGUUGACCGCUCAAAAACAAGUCCCUGUGAAGAAAACUUUUUUAUUUGACAAUAUAAUGUAUCUUCAAAAAAUGUAGCUCAAAAAACUGUUAAACUAUUUUAUUUGGUAGAUUAACUACAUAUAUACGAGUAAAUUAUUAAGCGGAUUCUUGCCAAAGGCAUGAGCUUAUUACACAGAUUGGUCCAAUAUCAAGAUAAAGAUCUUUUUUUUCCUUUUAUGCAAUAAAAAAUAAACCUGUGGUGAGUCUUAUAGCAGGCUUUAAAACACCGCAAUCGUUCGACUUUCUUUAUAUUAUAUUUUGUUCGUUACAAUCAAAAACGGUUAAUAUAAUAUUAAUAUGUGAUGAAAUUUCGCAAGGUACAGACUUCGUCGAAACAAAGCCAAUAUUUUUUAUAUCUUCUUAUGCAUUUUCUACAGGAAAACUUUUAUUUGCCAGCUGAUUUUAAUCAGUUUGUGACGAAAACCUGCCUAACGACUUAUACUUACCGCACAACAUAUCUUCAAAAUGGGUCUACAACUGUUGCAAGCCGGGAGCAAGUUAUAUCUAAUAUAGCUACGGAAGAGCGUAACUAUAUGGAGAUCACACCAUCUUUACCCUUGGGUUUAACUUUCACGCAAACGACUUCGUUAGCGAUAGGAAUAUUUCCCACGACAUAUUCUUAUUACAACACAAUAAAUGAUAAUGACCAUUCAGUGGUACAGUUAUCCAAGCAUACGAUUGUUAAUACGAUAACAGGGCCGGAUGGUUACAUAAACUUUCUUCAGCCAUCUGAAGAGGCUACACCUAUAUACGAAACUAAUACAUAUUACAGCAAGUUAAAAUUUACAAAUAUCAUACAAACAAAUGAUGCUCAAGAAAUGUUUGUAACCACCAACAUACUCACACAAGUGAUAGUAACAGAGUCACUGGCGCCACGUAAUUCACUACUGCUAAAAUACAUUGGACCUAGUUCCACACAUAUUAAAAGCGAAUCUGAUAGGAUAUUAACAUAUAAAACAUCGGAACCUAUAAAACAUCCGAAAACAAUAUUGUAUGAAAAGAAAAGUAAAUACAAUAUGCAUAUAUUUACAACAAAAACAUUUGUUACAACAUUAACUUAUUUGAAAACAACAUUAGUAAAGGCGAGUGAUAACGAAAAUUAUUCCACGAUGCAUACAAUUUUACCGUUCAAAAAAUUAGCAACAUCGGGGAUGGUUGAACGAAUACAAAGUGCACAAAAUGAGCAUAAUUCCACUGAUAGUUAUCGCACCCGUAUUAUCGAGAAUGUAAUCACAGAAACAGUACCUAGUUCGUUGCUUCACAAUAAGUUGGUUUCAAAAUUUCGUGACGUAUUGCAAACUACUAAGCCCGAACGACAUAUUUUUAUAACUAAUACUUCCUUAUUGAAUGGUCAAACGUUAGAAAUAACAGCAAUGAGUGUAUUCAACCCAUCAUUAGCCGCGGCGAAAGAAGAAUUAAAAAAUGGUUUAACACCAGAGGAAACAACAGUGGUCAUGUCUACAAGCGUUCCGUUGCAAAAGAUACAUACAUUGAGUGAUGUGCUAAGUAAACGCACAAAGUUGAACACCACGUUAAAAGUAUCGACUACAGCCACGAAAAUACAAAACAUAUCUACAGGACUAUCUAAUGUAGUGCAUGAAAUAUUUGAUGAGGACACAUUAAGUGCGAACACUGAAUACAACGAAUACUAUUCAAGCAAAUCACCGCAGUUUCUUACACCAUCUGAACCACAAAAAAAUCAGACAAAACUACAUUUGGUUGAUAAUAUUAUCAUUACUACACCUACGAACAACAAAACUCGGCUACCGGUUGCAGUCAGUCAAAUAAUUGACUCACUGAACUUACAAGGUUUGAAUGCUUUACGGCCAGUUAUAAACGCUAUGGCUGGUUUGUUACAAGGUAGUUUUGCUACAGCUUCAAAUCAGUUACAGCUAAUAGGUAGUUCUUCAGUUCCAUCACCGUUGUCAACUGGUACAGAAAUUGCAUCCGUUGGCAGCAGUAUACAUAUCAGCAGUACGAAAAGAUAUGAUUAUCAAGAAAUAAAUGGAGGUGCAGUAAUAAAGCAGGAAAAGCCUUUAUAUAUACCAGUAAUAGAUUAUGAAAUUUUUAGUCAUAAAAAAAAAUUAUCUAACAAUGCAGCUGUAAGCGCAGGCGGGGAACCAUUAGGCAUGUAUACUGCGCAAAUUUUGAACUUACAAUCAGACGCAGAUAUUAAAUAUCUACAACAACAAACCCUGUCCCACCAUGAAAAUAGCCGUAAAAAAUCACAAAGUUUGAAUAUGUUAACAGGAACCAAUAAUUUUAACAUUUUGCUUAUUAAUGGAGGUAUACCGAUUAGACCGGGAGACGUUAUCAGAGCUAAUUCUGAUGUUAUUAUUGGUAAACCGAAUGGCAUCCAGCAUCCUCAAAGUCUUCUUGCUAGUAAUUUAGCGAAAUUGGAGGAACAAAGCCAAAAUCUUAAUGUGAAAAAUUUUGAUAAAAUGUAUAAGCAGCACGUUCAAGCAUUUGGUGGUAACAAUAAGCCUUUUAUGAGUAGCAAUAUAAGCACAAUACCUCUAAGCCAUGAAUCACAAACCCAGAACUGGAACUCACAAGGCAAGCCAAUACUGAAGCAUACGAAUAAUUUUCCGUCAAAAUUAACAACUCAACAGGUUAUCCGCAAUUAUUAUGCACACAAUAAUUGGUUACCAGCAGAAAAUUAUCAAAAUUAUGAUUACCUGUUAACCCCACCACCAUCAGCGGUCCUUUCAAAUAUAGAAAAAUUGGAACCAAUGCCUUCAUCACAUAUAAAAAAUUUUACUGUACUAAAAAGUUUACUGCCUACAAGGCUUUUAACUCCUGUUAACGAUUUGCACAAAUCAAAAAAAAGGUAUUACGCUAUAAAUAAUAAUAUUGCUAGUACUCACACGGACGCACAAAUAUAUGACAGGAAUUUAGCAUCUAGUAAUAAUAAUAAGUUAAUAAAGAUGCAUGACUUAAUAAUGCAUACAUCUAAAAAAUAUAUUAAUUAUCACGGAAAGUUUCCGCAAGCCCGUCAACAGCCAGAAGUUUUUAGAUUUAUACAACAACAGUCGCAACAAAUGGAAAAUCAGGAAAAUGAGAGCUCAUUGCCAAAAUACUCACCAUACUCAUAUUCAGCUUUAAAUGCUUCUGAUGACGCCGUGGUGUUGACACCACAGCCGUCAAAAUCGCCGGGAGUACAUUUAGGUGCGCAAGCCAAUCAUCAAAAUAUAAAUUUGCAUACACACGUUUUCAGUCAUAAUGUGAAUAUGCAUGCACCCCCUUUGACAUUUAAAAAGGAAACAGACUAUCCAAAGUAUGCAACCGCUAUACAUGGUCAGAUACCGAAAGUUGCUGAAGGUGCGGUCACAUACACAAUGCCACUUAUAAAAAUUCCACACAACGAAAAAGAAGUGCAAGUUAAUUUGACACCUCAAAAUAUUAUCGAACAAAUCGGUAACCGCGGUGUUAUUGCAUAUACAAAGAACAUUACUAAUACAAAAACUAUUUAUGUGGAAAAUAUCGCCGACAGCUCAGUUAUUGAUCCAUUUUCUCUUUACAACAGCUUACCUAGUGACUUGACGAACUUACAGCAGCAGGAAUCUAAAGCUCAAAAGCCGCUACAAACACAAUUUAACCAUAACUAUCCACAUAUUUAUAUAAUGGCAAAUAAUAAUAAUAAUAUAGAUAUCCACAAUCAAAGCUCCGGCAAUAGAGAUGAUGUCAAAAAUGAAUAUCAAGCUAUAUUUUUACCCGCAGCAGCUGGUGUAACGACAUCAGAUACGCUGACUCAGCAGCGGUAUCCACAGCAUGCUGGUUAUAAAGUUAAUAUGUACAGCACAAAUGCAAAUGCUAAUAAGAAAUUAACAGACGUUAUAAAAAAUGUGACAGGUGUAAAUCACGCAAUUGCUGGUUCUCUAAACACAGCAAGUUUAUACUACCAAUCAAAUAACACGAUUGACGAAAUAAGUUUUUUAAAAAGUGGCAAUACUUAUGAUACAGCUGAUGAUGGGCUUCUUGACAAUAAUAGUAAAACCAGUGCGUUUAUAUCUCACAAAAAUCUAGUUAACAGCAAAUCUAAGCCCAAAAAUAGUCACUAUAUCAAUGUGGACGAGGAAGAUAUUGAAUUAAACGUGGAUCAACACACGGCAUCGGCAACAAAUAGUUUAUAUCAAAAAAUGCGCACCGAACAACAGAAAGUUUUACAACCAUUUUUUUCACCCGUUGCUGCAAUGAAAGCCAGUAAUACACACACUACAAUUUUGGAGCAGUUAAAUGGAGAUGUCACCAGAAAUUCUCAACGAAACUCUACUGUUCCUUCAAGUCGAAAAAAUACACAUCCUAUAAGCUACUAUGCAACUAAAGUUACGCAAGAGCACGUAGAAAUAUCAACAAAGUCGCCGGUAACUUCCCAAAUGAGUCUUAAUGAAAAUAAAUGCACACCAAAUACACAGUUAUUGCCGAGUGGUAUCCAUUUCGCUGUUGAAAGAUCGCAAAUUUUACAAAAUGCGACACAAAAACAGCAUAAAAAAACGAUUUAUUUUGCUAAAGGCGAUGUUUUUAAGACGAAUCAUGAAACCGAUGCCUUAAGUGUACAUACAGAUGACUUAAUAAGCGCAGUGUCAAAAAGUAAACAGGAAUAUAAACAAACGUCAAAAACAGGGGAAAGUAAUAAAAAUAAAAUAUUAGCAACAAAAGAACAGGUUUUACAUGCAACAACCACAAUGCAUUUUCCAAACGUCAACAAGAUUGAUGAACCUCAAGUCACGAUCAGUAAUAAACAACCAACCCACAACGAAACGCCCACAAUUAAUCAGCCUCAAGAAAAAAUAUGCGAUUUACCUUCGCCUAUUACAACAUCAUCAACAUUAUCACCACCUCCAAAACAACAACAGCCCGAACCUUUACCAAGUGUUAAGCUACAGACAGCGGUUGAACAUAUAAGUAACACCCAGGAUUACAAGACCAUCAACUUAAAGGUAAUAUUGCAAACACUAUUACAAUCGGCACCACUACAUGCAACACAAAUACCAUUACCAUCGCACACAAAAAAUAGAUACAUUUGGCGUACAACAGCGCUCACACCAAACCGGAACAUACCGAAAGAAAUACCCAUAUCGAAAAUUAAUGACACAUUGACGCACAGCGUCGUAAAGGGAGACAUAAAUUUAAUCUCGAGUACAAAGGCGUUUCUGGGUAUAUCAACAAAUGCACUUUCAUCAAUAAAUUAUAAUGCUAAUAAACAUGUUAAGCCAACAGCAACAAUGAGAGAUACAAGCAGUAUAUCAUUAGUAUGGAAUUCAUCCACUGUAUAUACAGCUUUUCAAUUUCCAGGAAAGCAUGUUAAUAAUUUCACUGCAGAUUCAAAAUACACUACAGAGCUGUAUACAAAUAACAAAACAAAGAUUACAAUGUCUGUGCAACAAUCAAGCGAGUAUGAAUUAAAACCAAAGGCACAUGUGAACAUUAUAAGCAAUCAUUAUGUGUUGGUUACUAUCAAACCUUUUCUCGAAUCUUCAGAAGCGGCAACAAUAUCCCCAAGUAGUAGAGCGUCGCUAACAGACGCUUUCACGCAUUUAAAGGCUUUACCAAAUGGAUUUCUUGGCGCGAUCGUAGAGAAAUCAAAUCUUACAAAUGACGAAACAAAAAGUCAAUGGCACCUAAAGUACAAUAGUCGAACAAACAUUUCUUUAGAUACCAUAUUUUACAAUAUUGAGUUAUUACCAACAAAGUAUAUAACAAAUAAUAUAACUUCUUCCAGCACAGAUAGUAAGAUACUUAAAACAACUGCGUAUGAACUGUUUCAAAAUUUUUCUUUCUUUGAAACCAAACUACAAACGACCGAUAAUACAAUAACGCUAUCCGAAUUUGAAACCGCAACAGUAACAGAAUCAAAAUCUUCAACCGAGAAAGCAAAAGAGACAACAACGAAAAUACUAGAAACAUAUACAAACACACAUUUUAAUGUAGGCAAUUAUAUCUUACCACAAUAUGAGCAGGAUCCCUUCACGCACUCGAUUCUAAGCCACAAACCCCAAAACAAUAAUAUAAAGCAUAAUAAUAGUUUUGUAAUAUAUGAAAACAAUUUAAAUAAAACCAAUAAGGGUAUAAAAAAUGAAGUACCAAUUCUCAGCAUUUCAAAUAUAACUGCAGAAAGUGUCUACGAGCCAAAAAACAGCAUUUUUAUUGUGAUGACAAACUCACAAAGUAAUAUUAAAGCCAAACAACCACAUGACCUGUCAAACGUUAUUAAACUUGAUAGCGCAGAUGCCUCGUCUACUGUUUAUGGCGCCGCUAGUGAUUUUGACAAUAUUGACACAAAUACAGGGUCUAUACAAUUAGAUUAUGAUGACAGCGUAUCGGUGUUUAAUUUACCUGCACGAGAUGAAGAGUCUAUUGCCGAGCCGCAUGAUUUUCGUACAAAAAUAAAUCAAGUACUGCAGGGGGGUGUACUUAUAGCAACACCACCGAAGAUGAACGAUUAUACCGGUAUCAAUCCAAUGAAAAAUUCAACAUGCCUGCCUCCAUGCAAAAUGACACGUAAUGAGGUGUGCACUCUGGCAGAGUUACGCUGGCUUUGUGUUUGUCGCCCUGGCUUUGCACGCAUGUUUCCCGAUCGCCCGUGUAAACCAACUUACACAUACCAACUGAGCCUACGAAUUGACCAUUUUGGGGAUUUUAAAUUGGUUUACGAUCACGUAUUGGCCGAUAAUUCCACUAAUGAGUAUAAGAAUCUCGCAACAGUUACGAAGGAAGCAAUAAAUCGUAUGGUAAUGCAAUCCGAUUUACGAGAUAUUUAUCAUGGUGUACAGUUGUCAACAUUUACUCCAAUAUACGACGGAAAUAUGGACACUGGUGGCACAGAAGCAUCUGAUUUAUCAGCAAAUUUACUCUUACAGCUUUCAGAAAAUAGCAACGAGGUACGUCUAAUGGCUGUAUUUAAAAAGUAUUUACGCUUAACUAGCUAUAGCAUCGGUGGCACAAAACUCUUCACGGAUCGUAAUGGUGCAGAAUCUUUGGCGAUAACAGAUUUCAACGAGUGUGCGCAUGGGAAUUUCCACGAUUGUUCUUCACACGCUCUUUGCUUUAAUCUGAAAGGCACAUAUACAUGUAGUUGCAAGGAGAAUUUUGCAGACUUAUCAGGCAACAGAAUUUAUCCGGGUCGUAUAUGUUCAGCCGAACUAGUCGGAUGCGAUCGAUGCCACUAUCACGGCAAAUGUGCCAUCAGGAAAUUCAAUCACCCAUACACUUCGGAGCAUGUAGUGUGCGAAUGCUUUGCCUGGUAUACCGGUUCAACAUGCCAACUGAAUUUAAAAAUAGUUCUUAUAAUUUUAAUAGCCGUCGGUACGCUUCUCUUUACACUCUUGAUCUUUUGCGUUCUUCUUAUGUGUACCAAACGGCAUACCUUGCGUAAAAAAUUUCCUGCUGCAUCAAAAUCUAACACGGGUAUUCAUAGAAUAACUGAAUUACCCGAUAUUAGUCUAAUAAAUGGCAAAAGUACACAUGGUCUAAGAGGUUGUAGAUCGAAGCGCAUUAAUCUCGAUAAAUGUGCAAUAAUCAAGGAUACUAGCAGUGAAAGUAGUAAAAAUACGUUGCUAUAUGUUUUAAAGAAGGAUCCAACUGACAUUUCUAAAAAAUCGUAUCGUCGAUCCAGAGAUCCGCAUAUAAAGGCGGACAGUAGAAGUGUGAAUGUGGAAGGACAACGAUAUUCACCUUAUGGUCACGUAGCAAAACCAGAAACAGCCAAUGUUAAUGCCACCUAUAGUGAAGAAUAUACAUUAAACAAACAUAAUUCAUUCACGGAUUCAACGUAUAAACCUACAAGUCAUACAGAUCAGUCAUUAACAGUAAUGAUACCACGUGCUAAAUAUCAUUCUACCGUGUUGGCACAAACUGGAUUAUUUCACCAACACUUAAUAAUGGAACAUACAAAAAACCAACAUGAACAACGACGAAUACAACAAAAGCGGUAUAAUAAAUCAGAUGUUACCACUUUAAUGACACUAAGACGGGACAACGACCGUAAUAAUAUGCGAAAACAUAAAAAAGAAUCAUCGAAACUGAACAUUAGAGGAUCUAAACAUGUAGAGGUGAUGCCUGGUCGAAACAUUGUGAACGACGACUGUGAACUAAAAAAUAUGCAUCUGCAUCAGUUGGGAGCUCUUGUUUCAGCCGGAUUUGAGGUAUCAGCCUUAGUAGGUGAAAAUAUAUUAAUUACCAGCAGCACUGCAAAAAACAAGCAUAUAACAUUGGCCUUAAACAACAGUGGCAUUAUUGAUGAGUUCGAUUCAAAUAACCUCCGAUCUAAUAUCAAUAGGGGCUGCGAUAUUGCUAAAAACAAUGACUCCAAAGAUUCAAACAUAGAUAACAGUAAAAGAACAAUACGAUUGAAUCAAGCCACACUUGCUCCAAGUGAACAACAAAAACAAUACCAUCAACAAAUGGCCAAACUAUGUUCAUAUAGAUCGUCAAGUGAAAACCGUAGUUCUGGGAAGGAUGAAAAUAACUUUCUCGACUCAAUGGAUGUUUGGUUUGGGCAUUAUCAACGAAAUAAGCUAUCAACUGAGGCGCAAUCUCCAUCUACAGCCCAAACCGCUAUGAAAUCUCUACACAGAUGCUGCGAUGUACUGACGUCCAACACAAAUGAUGAUACAAACUCAAUGGCAGAACGGGAUGUCGACUCCACAUUUCUAUUGCCGCAUACUCAUCUUUAUGAACCAGACAAGAAAGUGAUAUAUCUGGCUUCGAUUCAUUCUAACAUAUAGUGGAACGUUGUGAAAAUUAGCAGUUGGUCCAAAACUCAUUUAAGGAUUUUGAUUUUCAACAGUUCGCUAUUGGAAUAACAACUGAUAUGCUCCACAUUAACUUACAGAGUUGGUUUUUAUAAAUUUCUGGACUGAAAUAUGUUAUAAUUACGUAUUUACUGUAGUUGUUAUUACAAAAUGUAAUGAGCCCUCGUGUGUUGUGUUCCUAUGCGCUUUGGCAGGUGUACCUAUAUCUGCUCAGUUCAAAUGAAUGCCGUGGUAAUCAAACACUAUUAUCCAUCAAAUAUUAAUAGUAUAUUUAUCUAGAAUCAACAACAAUAUUCAAAUAUUCUAAACAUCAAGAAUAUUACAGUUAUUUAAUAUUUAAUUAUUAUAAACAGGGUACAUUAUGUUUGUCAUAAAGUUUGUAACACAGAAAAUGUAUAUAUAAAUUAUCAAAUAUAUAACAAAAUAAUACAUAAUA
Bactrocera dorsalis (oriental fruit fly) is the source of this 10216-nucleotide messenger RNA. RefSeq lists its product as uncharacterized. The coding region runs from base 1330 to 9753 and encodes 2807 amino acids. The record is from RefSeq and is a predicted model, not a curated record. Gene Ontology annotation, molecular function: calcium ion binding. Lineage: Eukaryota; Metazoa; Arthropoda; Insecta; Diptera; Tephritidae. The transcript has 13 exons.